AUGCCAAGUUAUACAUGUUCAACUUGUGAAAGAGAAUUUAGUCAUUGUGCUUCACUACAAAAUCAUGUAAAGGUUCAUGAUAAUGCAGUAGUUGAUAGAGCUUUACAAAAAAUUUCUGAAGAAAGGUAG
This is a messenger RNA of Funneliformis geosporum, 129 nucleotides long. The record is from the annotation of a GenBank genome assembly. NCBI's taxonomy places the organism in Eukaryota, Fungi, Glomeromycota, Glomeromycetes, Glomerales, Glomeraceae.